AUGGUCGCGAUGAAGCAGAACAACCUCAACGCAAUUCGGACGUCGCACUACCCACGUCACCCGUCCUUCUUCGAUGUCGCGGAUGAGCUCGGCUUCUACGUUAUCAGCGAGGCUGACCUCGAAUGUCACGGCUUUGGUGUGUUCAGUCACUCGGACGAGGAGGCCGCUAGCUGGUUGUCCAGUAACCCAGCAUGGGCAGCUGCUUAUCUCGAUCGAGCGCAGCAACUCGUCGAGCGCUACAAGAAUCAUGCCUCUAUCAUCAUUUGGUCACUCGGAAAUGAGUGCUUCUACGGCACAAAUCACGUGAGAAUGUAUAAAUACAUCAAGCAGCGGGACUCCACGCGUCUGAUACACUAUGAACCUGAUAAGAAUGCGAGCACGGCCGACAUGUACUCGAGGAUGUAUCUAAGCUUGGACGGAAUCGAUGCGCAACUCGCUACUUUCACGGACAAGCCUUUGAUUUUAUGCGAAUUUGCUCAUUCGAUGGGUAAUGGUCCCGGCGGCCUCCUUGACUACAUCAAGAAGUUCAGGUCUGAGCCGCGCAUGCAAGCUGGACUGAUAUGGGAAUGGUCUAACCACGGGCUGUUGGCGCACAACAAGAGAUACAGUGAUGGUCCAGACAUUGGCGAGUACUACGCCUACGGUGGCGAUUUCGGCGAUGAGCCAAAUGAUGCAGAUUUUAUACUCGAUGGCAUGAUGCUCUCGGAUCAUUCGCCAAUGCCUUCGAUCUACGAGUAUUCGAAGACGAUCCAGCCGGUUGAGGUGGCCUUCGACAGUUCUUCCAAGCAGCUCACUAUUACCAAUCACUACGACUUCCUGGACCUGUCUCAUCUCAAUGUCACGUGGUACGUCGUGAUGGAUGGCAACGAAACGAGCCGACAAUCGCUUGAGCUUCCCAGAUUGGCGCCCCAUAGCAAUCAUUCAGUAGCUGUCCCGUCCUUUACGAGCAGCCUAACUGACGAAGCUUGGCUCUUCAUCGAGUUUCGACUACGCGAUUGCAGGAUCUGGGCCAAAGCAGGUCAAGUCGUUGCGUGGGAACAGAUAUAUCUUCCCAAGGCAGCUUCGGCCUUGACAACCCGUCAAAUUGACUGUCUGAACCGUCUUCAGGCGUCGUUGAACAUGAGCCAGACCGCUACACACAUCAAAAUCAGCUCUGCCGAGACUAAAUUUGACUUCGAUCUGCUUCGUGGCAACGUCAGCUGGGAGGACUCCAACCAUGCCAUCCUGCAGCGCGGUCCGGAGCUCAACUUCUACCGCGCCUUGACCCAAAAUGACGUGGCUGGCGACCACCGCGAGUACUGGAGUCAGGCUCGCGUCAACGAGAUGCAUCCGCAGGUGCGCGACGUCUCCUGGUCCUCAGAGCCAUCCACAACAUCCUUCCCAUUCACUCUGACCUACAGCAUGCGCAUCGCACCCAAGGUCCUCGAGUGGGGCUGCGAGGCCGAGCUCAUAUACACCAUCAAUCCGUCCACACCACGCACGUUGAACCUGCACGUCAAAGGCCACUUCGUCGGAAACAGCACGCCUCCGACCCUUCCACGUAUAGGCCUGCUCACAGUCCUGCCCGGCGAGUUCAAUCAGACGUCCUUCUUCGGCCGCGGCCCGCACGAGAACUACCGCGACAGUAAGCAGUCCGCGCGCAUGGGAAACUACCAGAAGUCACUCGACGAGCUGUUCACGCACUACGACUACCCGCAGGAGAAUGGUAAUCGUGGCGAUCUCCGCUGGCUGGAGCUGCACAAUGCCGUUACGGGCGCGACUUUACGAAUCACGAUGCAGGAUGAUCAGGGACAGCAGCGACCAUUUGACUUCAGUGCACGAAACUACUACGCGGAAGACUUGGACAGAGCGCGGCAUCCUUAUGAGCUGGCGUGGUACAGGCGGAAUGAGACAGUGCUUAACAUUGACUAUGCGCAUAAUGGGCUGGGCAGCGCGACGUGCGGGCCUGGGCCGUUUGAAUGGUACCGCCUCAAGCCAACGCCAUUCGAGUUCACUGUGACUUUUGAGCUGCGGAAUUGA
Cyphellophora attinorum is the source of this 2019-nucleotide messenger RNA. RefSeq names its product Beta-galactosidase. Gene Ontology annotation, cellular component: beta-galactosidase complex. Gene Ontology annotation, molecular function: carbohydrate binding; beta-galactosidase activity. Lineage: Eukaryota; Fungi; Ascomycota; Eurotiomycetes; Chaetothyriales; Cyphellophoraceae. The transcript has a single exon. Gene Ontology annotation, biological process: lactose catabolic process. Bases 1 to 2019 code for a protein of 672 amino acids. The record is from RefSeq and is a predicted model, not a curated record.